UUUCUUUCGAUGAAGGAGCAUUGUUUUGAGACAAAAAUAAGUGAAAUUAAAAGUUAUUUAAAACAAUAAUUAAUUAAUAAUAAUAAUUUGACCAAUAGAAUUGAACUGAACAAUAUUCUAGAAAAUAAUACUAAUUAUCUUCAGCUAAGCUCAGUGGCUAUUAAGACUCGGCUCUAUUUUAAGGCGAUUUUUAUAUUUUUACAUAUAAUAAGCUAUUGUAGUUAUUUUAUUAAAUAAGCGUGAAUAGUGUACAAACUACAAGUCAAUUACAACUUCUCGAAUAAUUGUGAUUUUCUAUUAGUAUUUAAGUGAAAAAGUUUCCUAUUUAAAGGAUAUCGGAUUUUUUCCUUUGCCAGUCAGCACACCCAACCCCCACAAACAACCAAAAGUCGUCAUACACAUGCAUACAUACCAACACAAAAUAAACAACCUCUCCGUUGUAAUUCUAUUUGGGGUGAAGUGAAUGGACACAAACAAAAAGUCAUAAAUAAGACAACACCAUAAGGAUAAUUACCAAAAUUAAGAAACUAUUUGGCAACCAAAACCUACUUUGACAUCGAUUAAAAAAGGCCAAAGGUGAGGGCGUAAAAAAGGAGACUCACAUUUUGAUUGCCUUGUUGUGAGUGACCAAUUGCUCGUUAGAGGUCGCUAGGGGUGGUACAAGUUGAAAAAUAUAAACAAACCAAAGUACGUGAAGCAGCAGCAACGAGCAAAGCAAAGUGCCACGCAUAAAAACAAUUAGAAUUAUUUCUGCUAAACUGCAAGGUGUUUUGUUUCAUGAUAUUCUACCAACCCAGGUCAUUAGUUCAAUUGAUUAAUAUACACUAACAGCCAUGAGAAUACAUUUUCGUGAACAAUAUGGCACCAAAGGUGAAGAGAUAAUCUAUGUUACUCCGGCAGACCAAAAAACCAUCGUUCGUGUUCCGCUGAAAAGUGAUAAGCUGGUUAUACAUGAGAAAUUCUUCCUAUUUCGUUUGUUUCAACAAAUCUUUCUGCCUAAAGGUUAUCCCGACAGUGUUAGUGAUGACUAUGCCUCAUAUCAAAUUUGGGAUACUGUCCAAGCUUUCUGCAGUACAAUAUGUGGUACGCUUUGCACACAUGCCAUCCUAAAAGGUUUGGGAGUGGGAAAUGAAAACAUCAACGCCUAUUCAGCCACUGUGGCAUGGAUAUUAAAAGAAGGCAGCGGGCAUUUGGGUCGCAUUUUAUUCUCUUGGUGGAAGGGAGCUCAACUGGAUAUCGACAGCAAAAAAUGGCGUUUACGUGCAGAUUUUUUAAAUGAUCUGGCUAUGGGUAUUGAGAUAUAUGUGCUUCCAAAAUAUCCCCAUUUAAGUACACAAAUAUUGUGUGGCACCACUGUACUGAAAUCUAUCGUUGGUGUGGCUGGUGGAGCAACUAGGGCGGCCCUGACACAACAUCAUGCUGUGCGUGGCAAUUUGGCAGAUGUCAACUCAAAGGACAGUUCCCAAGAGACAUGUGUUAAUUUAGUUGCUUCAUUUGUGGGCCUAUAUUUAUUAACUAUUAUAAAAACACCGGGGGUCUUGUAUGGCGUGUUUGCAGUUGUAAUUCUGCUACAUCUUUAUGCCAAUUUAAAAGCCGUUAAAGCCAUAUGUCUGAGGACCUUCAAUGAAUCGAGAUAUUUAAUAACUUUGGAGGAAUUCUUUAGAUCAGGGCGCAUGCUAACACCACAACAAGUCAACAAACUGGAACGUGUUACUCUGGGUCAAACGGUAUCGGUGUCUUUGAACAUUCGUUUGGGCCUUUCGAUUAAACACUUGGUUGAUGAAUAUCAACAUAGUCAUAUUGUUGAUAAUAUUGUCUCCUCAUUUGAUCCUCAUGAACAUUUUAUCAUUGCCGAGAGUAAAAAAUUCCUUGGUGUUUAUUUGCACUUUAAUACAACGGCUCAGGAUGUUCUCAAGGCAUAUUUCUUUGCGGUUUCCUAUCUACAAGAUCGCAAUCAAAUCAAAGAGAAGUAUUGGGAUAUACAAAAUAAGUGGCAAGAGUUUCAUAAUAUGGCCCAGCAAGAAGGUUGGGUUACAACACAACAUUUAUUAAUGGUGGAUGAGUAUCGUCUAAAUUGGAAAGCUUAAAUAUUAGUUCUAAUAUCUUCAAGAACUGAAAGGUAUGUUAACGCCACAGAAAAGGUAACAGUCUUAUGUUCUGGUUAAUGUUUUUGUUUCAUAUUAUAAUUUUAUAUAUAUAUAGGAAAAGGUUGAGUUGUUAUUGAAAUUGGUCAAUAUGUUAAUUUGAUGGGCUUAUCACUGGGUUUUUAUAGAGUUCCUAUAUUUUGAUUGUUCCAAAUGUUGGGAUGGCAAGACCAAAUUGAUAGGUAUUUUGAAGGCUUUAACGGUAUAUCAACCUUGACAUUUUUUAAUUUCAAUAAGCAGAACACAUUCUCGAAAAAAUCACUUCACGUUUUUUAUUGGCGCGAAACAAGUCCUUUUUCUUUAUCGACAGAGCUUGAUCGUAUUCUACUCAAUACUGGUGGCCAACCGAAGGUCCACAUUUUGAGCUGACUUCUUAGGCAAGUAAACACGAUAAUUUUGUUUGUUUACAAACUGCUGAACAACGAAUUUUUUUCUCAUUGGAGACCACUAAACCUAAUUUGGCAGUUCACUACUUUCGGCCAAGCGAAGCCACUCUUUAGCUCUUUUGAGUCUAUUUUCUUUCUGUUGCGGUGUAAGUUCUUGCACUUUUUGGAAUUUCAAUGGCUUUACCCCAAGCUCAUUUUUCAAUAUUUGCCAAAUGGAAUAUUGCGAUAUGUUCAGCUCACGAGCCAUGCUUUACUUUUCGAACCAGUAACGAUAGCGAUGGUACGAGACACAAAAGAUCUAUUCACAUUUAAAGGCUGGAGUGCUCUAAGGAUAGCCACUUUUGGUUUCCCAGCCAAAUAUAAAAAAAUCACACUAUCACACUUGAAUUACAUCACGAAUAACUUUUUUUCUUGAAAAGUCUCAGCAAAAUGCAUGAAAUGUACGCUUGUAAACAAUAUAAUGAGCUGUCACUGGAAUAAUUUUAACAGCUGUCGGGCGAGUGGCUUAGAAAUGACAGCAUUCUGAAGUUGGUUGCAGUAUUUUCAUCUUUCUAAAUUUUACUUUCGUUUCCUUGAAAUUUUUUGGAUUUUAUAUUUUUUUUCUUAGCUCAAAAACAAUCUAAAUAAACAUAUCUAUUCAUCAACAGCUAAUUAGAGUUUGGUAGAUUCAUACAUUUUUUUUUGCCUUAGUAAAUUUUUUUGUUACUUUGUUUUUUUUUUAUUUCAAUUUAGAUUAGUUGUCUAUUUAUAAGCGACAUUUCUGCCUUAAAUUAUUCUUAUUCUAAUUGUAUAUUACAACUAAGCGUGUCAUUUUUAAAGCAAUUUAUCGAAAUAAUUUCGUAUAGAAUAAUGUAAUUACCAUUUAGCCCAGAAAUAAUAAUGAAUUCUUGAAUAAUCUAAGCAAUACCACAAAUGUAUAUUUAGAAUUAAUAGUAUAUAUAUCUAGUUUGUAGAUUUUGGAGGGUGAUGCUAUAUUCUAGCUCUCCAAAAACAUACAUAUGACUAAUGAACAACAAACAUGAAUCUCAUUGAAAAAAAAUUUUGGAGUAGACUUUUGAAUUAACCAAAACUAUAUAUACACUUUUAAAGAUUCCCUAUUUUAAUAUAUCCCGAAUUUACACAUACAUACACGAAUACUACUUACAUACAAAAAUUUUGAGAAAAAAAAAACAUUUUUUGAAAUAAAAAAAGAAAAAGUCAUAAAAUAUUUAGUAAUUAAACUUUAGUUCUAGUAACCCAAUAAAACAUUACAAAAACUUUAUGGAUAAUAACACCAAACAUAUUCAAAUUUUACCAUAUAUACAUACAAACAAUAAUGGCGGCAAUUGCAUUAAUAAUAAACGACAAUAAUUGUUUAAAAGUUGUAUCUUCUAGAAACAAACCAAAACCGUAUUUUUCUUAGCUAUCCAAAAUGUUUCCUUCUCCCUCUCUCUCUCAUAUCAAAUUUAAAAAGUACCUGUCAAUAUUUUAUCCUUUUCAAUAUGCCAAUGCCGAACAUCAAUUAUUGUUGGCAAAUUGUCGCCACAUGUGCUUGUAAUCAUCGGUAACUCAGUUUAGCGUUUCGCAGACAACAUAUAGAGAACAAGUAUAUUAAACAAAUAACAAAAUUCUAUUCCAUUCAUUUUGAAAGCAACGAAUCUAAAUUAAUUUUAUCUUCGCCCAUUAACCGUGUGUAUAUCAAAAGAGCUUAUUAGAUUAAUUAUAUAAAUAUUUAUGUCUGUACAUUUAUCAACAUUGCAAUAAUUACAAUUUUAACUAUGGUUCAAAAAGACAAAAAAAAACAAGAAUAACACCUAAUGUGCUUCCAGAAGUUAGUCAAAAAUCGAUAUUAAAUUCUUGCUUUGUAUUGGAAUGUGUUAGUGUAGAAUGAAAAUAAUUUCUUGUAGAAUCUCCCAUUGAGAUGAUAUGGGGUUGAGAGCCUCUCAUUUGAAAAUACUUCUUUAAUUUUAUUUUUUCUUGUAAAACUCGGGGAGAACAAAAAUAUAUCAAUGCAUUUUAUUUAAAACAUUUGAUAAAUAUUUCAUAAGCUUUGGCGGUUCCUGAGCAUUAGGUGCCCUUGCAAGACGAAAAAUGUCUCGCUUUAUAUGCUACAUUUCGAUUUAGUAUAAAAAAUAAAAUUAUGCAUCUUGGAAGGCUCUCAAAUCGGUGUCAUCUCAAGCCAGUUGUGUUCGUCAAAACUAAAAAUGUGUGUCCAUUUGUUGUAUUAUUCUUAUAAUUCAGUUUGCACAACUUCUAAUGUUAUUGUAGCCAGUCUUUAUUCAAUUUAUCAAAAAAAUAA
Molecule: messenger RNA, 4808 nt
Organism: Musca domestica (house fly)
Lineage: Eukaryota; Metazoa; Arthropoda; Insecta; Diptera; Muscidae
Product: RUS family member 1
Exons: 7
Coding region: 834-2087 (417 amino acids)
Source: RefSeq, a predicted model, not a curated record